CCCCAAUCAAACCUUUCAAAAGCUGAGCCACCGGCAGUCUGACGUGACUCAGUCGCUGGAUUAUUACCACUGACACUUCAAUGCUGAAAAUAAACACAUCGGGUGCCGAUCAUCAUUAUUGGCUGUAAGUACUGUACCUCUCUGUAGGCUCAACAUGGCAGCUGCUGUACAGGUGUCCCUCCUAUGCUGCCUCCUUCACGGUGUCGUAUGCCAGCAGUGGGCAUCCUUCAUGCCUCAGAGAGUGGAGGGACUGAGUGGAUCCUGUGUGACGGUGCCCUGCACCUUCAGCUUGGCCUCGGGUUGGGAUCCAUACCUGGAUGAGUCCUGCGUCGCCAUCUGGAAGAGAGGCCGGCGUGGAACAGUGGUGUUCCACUCCGGUCGCACACCGGGCCAAAACAUCCUCCAGGGGAAACUGACGGGCAACCUGCGUGACAAGAAUUGCACCACCGUCUUCGACAACCUGCCGUCAGACGAUUACAACCAAUAUUACUUCAGACUGGAGUGUGACAACAACUUGAAGCUCAACUUCCCAUCGAGCGUCCUCAUCACCACUCAGGAUUCCCUACCUAGACCUGUCAUCACUCCAUCCCGGCUGGAGGUGGAUGAAGGAUCUCCCGUGAGGUUGACGUGCUCGGCCGUGGCCCCGUGCGCCAUUCUUCCCCCGGCUUUGACUUGGACCCCGACAAUCGGAGACAUCGAGGAGAGCGUAGGAACGACAUCUGUGACAUCUGUUCUGAACUUCACGGCGUCCUCCCGCCGCGAUGGACGCCGCUUCUCGUGCAGCGCCCUCCACAACCGACAAGCUGGCAACAGUGACCUCCUGUAUGAAAACAAUGUGACCCUGCGUGUGCUUUAUCCUCCUCAUAACACAUCGGUCAGCUACUCGGGUCCUGUGACAGAGGGCAGCUCCGUGACCUUGACCUGCAACACCAACGCGAAUCCAGCCGUGGACCGCUUCAUCUGGUACAGAGUGGAUGGAGACCAGGCGACCGCGGUGGGUUUGUGGAAGCGGCUUUCCGCCGCGGUCUCGGAAGAGAACAGCACAUUUUACUGCCAAGCCGGCAACGACCGCGGGAACCAGAACUCAGCCACCACUCAGAUCGACGUACAAUUUCCUCCCAAGGAAACCACGGUGAUCGUCAACGCCAGCCGCCCCGUGCUGGAGGGCAGCUCGGUGUCUCUGCUCUGUCGGAGCCGCGCGAACCCGACCGUGACCCGCUACACCUGGUACAAAGACGACGAAGAGGAGGAGGAGGAGCUCGGGUCGAGCUUCGUGGUGAACGCCGUCGCCCCGAGCCACAGCGGGGACUACCGCUGCGUGGCGACGAGCGCGCUGGGAGAGGGAAGUUCAGCUCCGACUCAGCUGGACAUUCAGUAUCCCCCUAAGAACACCUCGGUGUCCGUCGACCCCUCCGGUCCAGUUCUGGCCGGCAGCUCCGUCACUCUGACCUGCACGAGCAUCGCCAAUCCAGCGGAGGUCAACAUCACCUGGUUCCGAGUGGCCGGAGGAGAAAAGGAGGCGAUGGGCUCCGGGCGGGACCUCGCUCUCAACGUGACCAAACUCUCGGAGGACCGGUUCUACUGCCAGGCGCUGAAUGUCCACGGGGCCGAACACUCUGAUCUCACCAGUAUCGAUGUCACAUUCGCUCCAGAGAUUCUGCCCGAGUCACGCUGCGUCACGAUGUCAUCCCUGAUCCGAUGUUUCUGCGACAGCCAGGGGAACCCGCCUCCCUCCCUGAUUUGGGAAUUGGCCGGGGAGGCUGUCAAUCACUCUUCCGCCAUCCCGAUCCAGAAAGUUCCCCUCGGGUCCGUGGGUACGAGCAGCGUCAUCACCCUGCACCAUCCGGACGAAGCCACGCCCUCUCUGGUGUGCGUCAGCAUCAACUCGCUGGGCUCCCACCGUUUUGUAUUCAACUUGUCCUCCAGCGAACCUCAGCGAGGCCUCCAUGCUUUGUCUCUGUUCAUCGGCUCUGCAGUGGGAGCCGUGGGGAUGCUGCUGCUGUGUGUCCCGCUGUUGAUAUUAUUUAGCAGGAAAAGGAAAAUAAGACUUUCACCAAAUAUGAGAUUGGAGGACACUUCCGACAUUUUAGUCUCUAAUGGGCCCGUCUCUAUAUGAUCUCGUGGAGAUCGAGAAGAAACUGAGGGAAGCCAAGACGGAGAGAGAGAGGCUGCUCCGAGAGAGGGAAGAGCGCCGGUGGAGUUUGUUGGAGGAGAGAAGGCAGAAAGAGUUAAACUCUUCCCUAACCGAAGAAGAGCAGCAAGACAGCCCACGC
Messenger RNA from Pseudoliparis swirei, 2273 nucleotides. RefSeq names its product myelin-associated glycoprotein-like. Bases 155 to 2116 code for a protein of 653 amino acids. The record is from RefSeq and is a predicted model, not a curated record. Lineage: Eukaryota; Metazoa; Chordata; Actinopteri; Perciformes; Liparidae. The transcript has 13 exons.